Vanrija pseudolonga is the source of this 1164-nucleotide messenger RNA. RefSeq lists its product as uncharacterized. The record is from RefSeq and is a predicted model, not a curated record. Gene Ontology annotation, cellular component: nucleus. Gene Ontology annotation, biological process: regulation of cell cycle. The transcript is spliced from 2 exons. The coding region runs from base 1 to 1164 and encodes 387 amino acids. NCBI's taxonomy places the organism in Eukaryota, Fungi, Basidiomycota, Tremellomycetes, Trichosporonales, Trichosporonaceae.
AUGAGCACGAAAGCAAAGGGCCUCGCCGCCGCACGCGCCGACAUCUCCAAGUCGCUGCGCGCACUGGACGUAGUCACGAACACCAAGUACAGCGGUACCAAGGUCCCCGUCCCCGCCGCUGGACUCCACGACAUCCUGCUGGCGCUCCUCGCCUCGGUGAAGAAGGAGACCACGACCCUAGCGUUGGCCUUCAAGCCCCCGAUCACGGAGGGCGCCAUCUCGCAGCAGCUCGACAAGCUCACCGACCAGGUGGGCCGGCUCGUGAGCUGCGUGAUCGCGGCGGCCGGAGGGGGAGGGGAGGCGCGCUCGCUCCUCGUCGACGACUGGAACGCGGGCGUGCUCCACCUCGGAUCCGAGCUCGAGCGGCUCCUCACCGUGCUCGAGGAGAGCGUGGGCAGCGAGCCGGCGGUGCCUGCCGCGUCGUCGUCCAAGGUCACGGACGACAACCCGUACCUCGCGCACACGGGCCUCGUAUGGGACGCGGUCGACCGGUUCGCCGCGUCCCUGCCCCCGACCGAGGUGGCGGCCGUCACGCAGCACUGGGAGGGGCAGAAGGAGACUGUGCGCGACGCGUGGAGCGAGUACAAGGAGUUCUUGGAGGACCACGAGGAGGACGAGGAGGAUGACGAGGAUGAUGAUGAUGACGAGGACGAGGCUGAGGACGGUGACGAUGGCGACGACGACGAGUGGGGCAUGCUCGAGAAGGGACUCGACGCCAAGCUCAACCCAACAGAGCGCAAGCGGUCCGAAGCAGUGAGUCGAAGGGCUCGGUUCCGCGCUGACAUGACUCAGGCAAAACCCCUGCUGGGACUGCACCAAAUCAUGCACGCCCAGCUGCCGCGGCACCUCGGCCUGCUGGUCCACGAGCCAGAGGAGGCGUACACCGCGCUGCUGGACGCCUCGGCGGGCGUCGUGGCGGCGUUCGACACGGCCGUGAGCGCCAUGUACCCCGAGCAGGACGGCGCCGAGGUGGCUGCCACCCUCGACGCGCUGGGCGGCAAGUCGCGCGCCCUCGCUGCUGCCUUUAGCGCGCGCCUGGCCUCCAGCCCCGCCGACGAGGCCAAGAAGGAGAUCGCGGCCAGCUUUGUCCGCCGCUGGCUUGAGCGGCUCGAUGUCGAGUCGCUCGAGUGGGAGACGAAGCGCUUGGCUCUUGUCGAGCUGUGA